Neltuma alba is the source of this 1233-nucleotide messenger RNA. RefSeq lists its product as uncharacterized. The record is from RefSeq and is a predicted model, not a curated record. Gene Ontology annotation, biological process: arachidonate secretion; phospholipid metabolic process. Lineage: Eukaryota; Viridiplantae; Streptophyta; Magnoliopsida; Fabales; Fabaceae. The coding region runs from base 178 to 885 and encodes 235 amino acids. The transcript is spliced from 3 exons. Gene Ontology annotation, molecular function: A2-type glycerophospholipase activity.
UAAAUUGAAGCAAAAUCCUUGUUGGAUAACCUUUUUCGAGAAAACUCUCGCUCUACUCCGUUUUCGAUCUUCCCUUCCAUGCGUUCUUCGCAGACGACUGUAUACAGUUACCAUAUCCCUUAACAGGUGAACAGAACAUUGGUGCUAGGGUGGCUAUGCCUUGACUGUUUGCCUACCAUGAACUUUGGGUUUCUUAAUAAUGCCCCAUGGUCCAAAGCUCAGUUGAAGACUGAUUCAUGGGAAGCUUCCAAAUCCAUGACAUCUCUAGGAGAUCAACCAAGAGAAGUGUUCCAUAGUGAUAUUAGAUUAUUUGGAUGGUUUUUUUCCGUCCUCCGAUUUUUUCCUUGGACAAGUAAUGCUAGAGACAGAAUUCAAAGACCAACUACCAUCAAUAGAGGGUUAAAGAGGCGUGCACGAACUCGUGGGAAUGUUGAGAACGGCAUUGAGGUUACUCCUUUGCGCUUUAGGCCAUAUGUUUCCAAGGUUCCAUGGCAUACUGGGGUGAGAGGAUUCCUUUCUCAGCUCUUCCCUAGAUAUGGUCAUUACUGUGGGCCCAACUGGUCCAGUGGAAAAGACCAUGGAUCUCCUGUUUGGGACAGGCGGCCAAUAGAUUGGUUGGAUUUUUGCUGUUAUUGUCAUGAUAUAGGGUAUGAUACUCAUGAUCAGGCUGAGCUGCUGAAGGCUGAUUUAGCAUUCCUUGAUUGCUUAGAGAGUCGAAAUAUGAGUACGAAAGGAGACCCCCAUGUUGCUCUUCUUUACAAGACAAUGUGCACCAAUGGUCUUAAGAACUUCUUAAUACCGUACAGACGGCAUAUUUUAAGCCUACAGGCUGGGCAGCCUUUGGUUCAGUUUGGAUGGCUGAGCAAUUUGAGAUGGAGAAGCUAGAGCUUGCACAAGUCACUCUGCUGAUGCUAGACUGAAAUAUCCCUAGUAACUUGCCAUGACCUGAUUAUAUAUAUAAUGUACAUAAUUACUAAUGUCUUGAAUCGAAACAUUUGAAGUUUGGGAAGUUAUUAUAAAUUGGCGGUUUAUCUUGUAAAGUUCCUCCAUUACUAAGGUUCAGAUGAAUAUGCCCAAAAAACAAAAGAAGGGGGAAAAUGUUCAAAUUGAACCGUAAGCGGUGGAGAAAAUAGGGUUUUUCUUUUACCAUGUUAUCUUUAUUACCAGUGACCAAUGGUCAAUUUGGGUUCAGUGUUUUAAGAAUAAGGAACUAAUCUUGAUAAUUUUGACCAA